Molecule: messenger RNA, 2997 nt
Organism: Cyclocybe aegerita
Lineage: Eukaryota; Fungi; Basidiomycota; Agaricomycetes; Agaricales; Hemipholiotaceae
Source: the annotation of a GenBank genome assembly
AUGGCCGCUGCUCUUCCGCCCCUCAGGAACGAUGUCGGGGCAAAUGGCCUCUAUUCUAGAGUCAUCAUGAACGACUACGACUUCGGGGACAACAGAUAUCCGACCCUCGCCGCCCCACCAAAGGGUCUUCAACCCGAUGCUCAGUACACGCACAGACCCUCUUCUCGGCAGGAUAGGGCGCCAGCAGACUCUUAUUCGAGCCCCUCAGACCAAUCACAAGAACCACAACGUUCCCUCUCGUAUGCCCUUCCCCCAGGCGCUGCCCGUCGUGUCGUCGAGCGCUACAGUUUGGACGACAACGUUCAACGCGCCCCCUCCAGAGGUUCAAAUGAGACGAAGCCCACGUUCGUCGAGUCCACCCAAGACACCGUCACAGCCCGUAGUCGCCCGGGAACGCCUCAGGCGUCUCGUGCCAUGUCGCCUCAACCAGGACGUGCAUCCCCAAACCCUUCCACUCGCCGUAACCCCUCCCAACCUCCCAACCCCUCCCCCAUAGGUUCUCCCUCAGGACCCCAGUUUCCUCCUAUCAUGCCAUUAUCCGCUUCUCCAACAUACAACCCGCCUGUAGCCCCCAACCAUCGUGCCUACGCGCAACAACCUACAUAUGUCACACAGCCAAACGCACCCAACCCAAUCCAGACCGUGUAUACACCCAUCAUGCAGCAACAAGAGGAAGUAUGUGUUGAAUGUGCGAUGCGCGAUCAAGAUAUGGCGGAUGUAGAUGUCACUUCUCCGGGAAUAUGGGCCAGAGCCAGUGAUAUCGCCUUCGAGGAGCUGAAGCAAAGAGAGCGAGAGGACGAAGCCAACGGUAUUGUUGUCGACGAUCCCUCACGACCUAGGAUCCGAGGUGGUCGCUUGACAGAACAAAAUCUGAAGUUGUGGCUGAGUGUGAACCCCCGAGAGCCUACCUCUCGCCAGCAGACCUUAAAUACCUAUAUCAAAUCCCAAAGAACCUUGCUUGAAGCAGAAGCUCUUGCCCACGCCCGUGCCAUGCAAGAAGCGAAGCAAUUGGACAAUCGUAUGCGCGACGCCUAUUCUCAACUACGGCGCUCAGCGUACGAUAUGGGCAAUAGCUCUUCGCCUACAGACGAUCUUGGUGGCGUUCGCAUCAAACCUCCACUGUCUCCUGGCGCCACACAACCCAAUCAGGCGCAUGUCCGGUCUCAUUCUCGUGAGAUCACCCUGCUGGAGAAUGGCAUGAUUGUAGAACAUGUAGACGUCCGGAAGGAGGAACGAGAGGUAAGGGAACGCAAGAAACGCGAGGAGAGACGGGCGCGCAAGUCUUCCAGGAGCUCUGUCAUGGAUGUCACAUCCAUCAUUUCCGCCCAGAGUAAUGGACGACUUGUUGAGAAUGGCUUGAAGCCUCAUUCUAGAUUUUCUCAUGCGAGCUCUGCUCGUCCCACUAGUGUCCUCACCGCUCCUCUGGAUCGACCCGAUCUCCCUCGCGCCUAUUCUCAAGCAUCGUUCUCCGAUGUCCACAGCCUCGGCUCCAGCUCUCCAAGGCGAACUAGAUUCUUCGGUAUGAAGAACCUGAGUGCGGGUUGGAGGAGCCAGGAAAGUUUCGCUCCAUCAGGCAUGUCGGGUAGUAUGAUUGAUAUGCACGUUGCUUUGCAACGGGAAAGCCAAGGGCCUAAUCAGUUUGCAGCCUCUCCAAUCGAUCUAAACACCCCUCGUCGCAGUCAAAUCUGGCCUCCUGCUGACCUUGAGGAUACUAGCGCGGUUGGACCUCGUGAUGGCAAGGGGAAAAAGAAGAAAGGAGGAUUGGCGAAGAUCUGGCGAAUUGUGACGGGGAAGAAUGAUGCCGGGCAAGAACGAGGCUUGCUGCGCCGUCAAGAUGAUGACGACCUUCCGCUCGCCCCACCCCCUCCACUAUCCUAUCUUGUCGACCGAAAACCAAAUGACCUCCACUCUGGCGGUAUGCGCCACACUUCCACUCCUUCUCUACCAUCGGUUGUCUCGCCUAAGUUCGGGGCAUCAACUCCUGGUAUGUCACCGCCCACCGCUCCUUCAAGUCUCUUGCCGUCUCCCGUCUCAUUACGUCCACCUGGUGUUGAUGUAGAACUAGUCGAUGGCCGCAACUCCUUUUACAACGACGGCAAUCCUGUUCAUGAUGAACGAGACCGGCGCGACGAGGUUGUUGGCAAGACACCAAGCAAUUGGAAAUCCAUGCAUUCUCUUACAUCCGAACCAGACAUCGGGCGUCCACCACUCGAGCCCAGCGUCCCAAGCUCUCCAUCACCUUUCCCCAAUAACAAUGCUACCAACGGCAGUGCCAAUGGUACUGCCGUUGUGGGCCCUAGGCCCAUGUCCCUUUCUCGAGAGAAAUCUCUACCUCCUCUCCCUGUUGGUGAAGCCCCGGCCCAAGUUCUGCCGUCUGACCGACCGCGCACAGUCUACACCUUUGAUUCCCGUGCUCUUCCCCCAGGAACUGCUUCGCCUUACGAUUUCCUCCCUCCUCAAGCUGCUUUCAGAACUACUGAUACAAGACGCCAAUCCUUUAGCGGUACCUCAUCAAGACCUGAUCUUGCCGUUCAUACUAUGCCUGUCAACAAACCUGUCGAUUUCGGCUCUAAUCGUUCCUUUGGUGCGCGCUACGACGAAUUUGGUAUCUCUCGACGAUCAUUAGGUCGGCUUGACCAGGUCCAGGAACAGGUCAGAGCGAUAUCCCCUCUCCCCUCCUCGAAGCGAAAGAGCAAAUUCGGUCUUGCAUCGCUGCUCGGUAAGAAGAACGACAAACGUGACCACGACCACAUGCAAGAAAAUAUAGGGCACCAGUUUCCAAGUAUGGGGCAGCACGACAAUCAGGAUGAUAUGACGACUAACGGAUAUACGGCGUCGAUAUCACGGCACAGUGCACUUAGCUCAGGUACUCCCAACGCUCACCCACGGAUGUCGGUCACCUCGCGCAAGGCUCUCGAGGAGCUGGUACAACAAGACCCAGACUUCGUUGCCUAUCGAUACCCUUCGAACGACCAACGUCUGGAUCUCCUGCGAUGA